Penaeus vannamei (Pacific white shrimp) is the source of this 3418-nucleotide messenger RNA. It is a transcript of the gene PIG-F, whose product is annotated as phosphatidylinositol glycan anchor biosynthesis class F. The record is from RefSeq and is a predicted model, not a curated record. Gene Ontology annotation, cellular component: endoplasmic reticulum membrane. Gene Ontology annotation, biological process: GPI anchor biosynthetic process. Lineage: Eukaryota; Metazoa; Arthropoda; Malacostraca; Decapoda; Penaeidae.
ACGCGGCCUUGUUUACAUUCCUGAGGUGAUGGUGUCCGUGGCGGCGCGUGAUCAGCCGCUUCCUAUUUUGCUGAUCUGCAAGUACCUCCUGAGCCUCGUCCUCGGCCUGGGACUCCUGCUGACCUUGGUGCAGUCCGAGUUCGAGCUGCAGGCGUGUCUGAGGGCGCUGAGGAUCUACAGCUUGGCCGUGGUGGGCGUGCAAGUGGCGCUGCAGCGGGUGGUCCCUGAGGCCUCGGCGUUGCAUCAGGGAGGAGGCAGCGGCGAAGGAUACGGGUCUGCGGGAUUCGGCAAGGGGAAGGCCAGGAACAAGGCCGGGAAGCUUGUGGAUUUCUUCUUGGUGGUGAUUUUGAGUAUCUUCAGUGUAUGCCUCACGCACGUUGUAACUGUGCUGUACGGAGCUUAUUUGAUUGAGAACAUUGAGGAGACUUUCACAUUCAGCAUACUAGUUGCAUCUCUAGCAUUUGUGAGACCCCUUGUUACCCUCGGCCCUGGUGCUCUUGGUGUUAUUAUUGAGAGAGCAAGUUUUGAGGAAGAACCGGAACUCCAGUGUCUGUCAGCCCUCGUGGGAGCUUGGUUUGGUGCUCUGCCGAUUCCACUGGACUGGGACACACCUUGGCAGGUUUGGCCCUUGACUUGCUGCAUUGGGGCAGUAAUUGGUGAAGUUGGAGCCUCGGCUUACCUGCUGUCUAAGUUAUACAAGGUGGUGGACUUAAAGAAGAAUAAGUCAACUUAGUCAUUUCUUUCAGUCAGGUUAUUAUCAUUUUACAGUAAUAUCAUAGACAUUAUUUACUCUUGAGAAUUUAAGAUAAAAAGAAAUACUUAUUUAGUGAUUCACAGAUUGUUAGUAUGCUUUAAGAUUAUUUUGAUUCUUCUGCAAACCAUUUCCCAUGAACAGUGUGAGCAAAGAUUGCCAAGAGCUAAAGUCACUGUAUGACAACUGUUUCAAUCAGUGGUACAGUGAGAAGUUCCUACGAGGAGUGUUGGACGACUCCACAUGUGAGCCAGUGUUCAAGCAGUACCAAAGCUGUGUCCAAGAAGCACUAAAGAAGCUGAAAAUUGAGAUUCCCAAAAUUGAGGAAAUCCCUUCGGAAGAAAAGCCGAAGGAAUAGGCAGCUCGGGUUUGCUCCUUUUCAUUGGCAACAAAGGUGAACAAAGUAAUAUUGGUAAAAUGUUGAGUAUAAUUCGCAAAGCCUUUUCUAACUGGUAUCGACGCUAUGAACUGAACACAGCCUUGUACAUGCUUGAACCCAAUGAGAAAUUGGCUAUGAAUGUUUUCUUUCUGUCAAUAUUUGGACUCAUUACAUACUCCUCUUAUGCAUAUCUGCCUCACUAUACUUCAACAAUGUUGGCUUUCUUUGGCAUUAUUGACAUUGAGGAAGGAUCUUAAGUUCAAUUUUUCUUGUCUCAUAGGCGUCAAAAGUGUUGCUAUGUUGUAAGAUAUUCCAAAAGAGUCAUUAUUUUGUACUAGACAUUUAUGUGUUAUCUGAAUUUUUCUGAUUCCUUUGUGAAUGUGCUGUGUAUUGUUUACCAUUAUCUUUGCUGUUUUUAAAGAAAUUGUAUGAUUAUACUUUACUCGUACGGUUUGCUGUAGUAGAAAUCUUAGCUUUUUUUUUGUUUGAUUUUAUAAAAGUAACACUUUGACAAUGGCUUUGGAACCUAAGGCAGUACCAGUCUUAAGUGAACGUGAACAGAAGAAGUCUAUAAAAGGAAUGAAAAAAAAGGUUGUUGUAAAAAAUACACUAGAAAGUCCAUUUUCUCUUGAUUGGCCAGCAGUCAACGAUUCAUAUUAUGAUUCCAUAAGAAACCUACUACGAAAGAGUUGCUCUGGCCUGAAGGCCCCAAGUAAACCCCCGUGGAAGGAGUUACGGAAAUUCAAGAAAGAAGAAAGAAAAUGCUUCCUAGAAGAGUAUGAAAAGAAGAUUCUUGGAAAUAUUGAUGCAGAAGCAAGUCAGAAAAGUCAGGAAAGGAAGGAAGCUAUGUCACACUUGGUAAUGGGGUACAAUCAAGUCAUGAGGGCUUUGGAGAAGGAUGAGAUCGUUGCAGUCUUGGCCAAGAAAAAUGUUCAGCCAGGAUUUCUGAUCAAAACAUUCCUUCCUGGGUGUGCUAACAAGGGUAUACCACUUAUUGCACUUUAUGGCCUUGACAUAAUUCUCCAGAGUGAUGAGACGCUUGGCCUUAAACAUCAUUGUAUGGUCAUAGGACUAAGACCAUCGGUGAAAGAGGCUUCCUGUAGGUUUAAUCAGUUGUAUCUUGAAAUGUGUAAGGCUGUUCAACUUGAAGGUGACAUGGAAGAGGACGAUAAUAACAGUGGAAACGAAGUAGAUGAGGAUGAAGAUGAUGAAAUGGAAACCGAGGACAAGGAAAAUGUGGCCGUUACUCCAACCCAUUAUCCACUUACAGAAGAACAAAUUGAGUCCUAUCACUUGAAGCGAAGUAACAAAAAGGAGAGGGUAUUCAUUCCAGGACAAGGUGUAAGAGACCAGAAAAAGCAGAAAGUAAACCGUGAGUCUGACUUCCUAAGUUUUGGUACCCUUGAUGAUGACCUUCUAACAGAUGCAGAUGAACUGCAACUGAGCUUUAGACCCAAGAAAGAAAAGACAAAAACAUUUAGAGAGGAAAAGAAACCGCCACAGGAUUUACCUCCACCACAAGAAGUGAACUUUGAUAGCAUGUUCCUCAUUGACGAAGAAGGAGAUCAGUGUGAUCUACAGGAAUCAGAAGGCAAUGUUCUAGUAAAACCGGAAGAAGAGAUCGUUAUCAAAAAAGAAGCGAUAGAUGAAACUACAGAAGAAGAAAAUAGAAAGGAAGGUGUUGCAGAAAAAGGAAAAGAUCAACCAAAGAAGAAGAAAAAAAUAAAACAGGGUAAAAAGAAAGGGGAAGAGACCAAGUAUCAUCCAUAUGUCUCAGCAAAGAAGAAGAGAAUAAAGAACAAUCCAAAUAGAAAGCAAAAUUGAAGAUUAAGAGGUAAUACAGACAUAUCCAUGAUACAAGACAUGCUUUAUUAAAUAGAUCAUUGUAGUAAGAGAUUUUACACUUUUCACUUUUCUCUCUUUAUUUCUGUUGUUGUUUUCAUCUUCUAGAUUGAAAAAUUUUAUUUUAUGUGAAUCGAUUGAUUCUUGUACACAACACGGGGCAUUUAUAAAUUGUAGAGUUUUACAACAAGGAUGAUGAAAUAUUAUUAUUUUGUUGGGUCUUAGUGGCUAUGAUUUUCACAGUUCAGAAUUUGAUUUUCAGUCAUUUAUGGUAGACUUUAGUUGUGCUGUGAAGCUUAAAAAAUGAAGUCAUUACAAAAGAUCAUAAUUUUUCUGUUACGUUCCAAGAAGUUUUAUUCGUAGGUAAUAGAUUUACGUAUUAUAAGGUCAUUUUCUCUACUUUUGUGUAUUUGUAGCAAAUUUCUUAAUAAAGUAUGUGUUAUAGA